Branchiostoma floridae (Florida lancelet) is the source of this 9517-nucleotide messenger RNA. Its product is annotated as protein furry homolog. Gene Ontology annotation, biological process: cell morphogenesis; neuron projection development. The coding region runs from base 279 to 9452 and encodes 3057 amino acids. The record is from RefSeq and is a predicted model, not a curated record. Gene Ontology annotation, cellular component: site of polarized growth; cell cortex. The transcript has 63 exons. Lineage: Eukaryota; Metazoa; Chordata; Leptocardii; Amphioxiformes; Branchiostomatidae.
CAGGAGGCUCCCAAUGGGGAGCUCGGAAUUGCAGAUCAAGCAAUAUUGAAUAUUGGUAUUCAAAAGAUGUGAGUGAGUGUUGCCAUGCAAAAUAGAUUUCAUAAGGUUUUUUUACAGAGAAAAAUUAUUUGGCUAAAUAUACAUCAGAAUUUUGAAGAAUUUGGGGGAAUAUUUGACUUCGCUGAAAAUAUUGAUUUGCGACUGGGGUGCUGAAGAACCCCAAUCAUAGCCUCCUGCAGCUGGAAGGCAGGCAGCCAUUUUGUUGUGGUAAGAGGAGGAUGACGGAGGCAGGUGAAGGUCAGGGGGAAGACCAGGGGCUGGUCAGCUGGGUCAGGUGCAGCCUUCUGGACACCCACCUGUUCCACCUGGACAGGGAGGAACCCAGCAAUGAAGGCAGCAGCACGACCAGCGGGAUCUCCGGCGCUCCUACGACCCCGCAGGCGACCUUACAACGCGUGGGUUCGGUACGGGAGAAGCAGUCACUGCGGGCGGUGACGAACAUUGAUCCCGAGAUCAAACCUGGCGAGUACGUACUACGGAGCCUGUUCACAGAGUUCACUGUCCAAGCAGAGAGGAAGAUAGAGGUGGUGCUAGCAGAGCCAUUGGAGAGGCCACUGUCCAAGUCCCUUCAGAGAGGGGAGGACCCACAAUUCGAUCAGCUGCUCAGUUCACUGAAUGCAGUGGCGGAACACUGCCUGCCAUCUUUACUGCGUACGCUAUUCGAGUGGUACGACCGACAGAAUGGACCAAUGGCGGAGGCCAUGGAUGGGGGAAUGGAGGAGCCACGCCCCCGGACGAACACCAAGAGCGGGAAAGGGUACGCCAGUUCAAGAGAGAAAGACAAAGACUAUCUGUAUGAAAGAAGAGAUCUUGCCGUGGAUUUCAUAUUCUGCCUUGUCCUGAUAGAGGUUUUGAAACAGAGUCACAUCCACCCCAUCCCUGACAGCCAGGUCAAGACCAUCGAGAACCUGGCCUUUAAACACUUCAAACACAGGGAAGGACAACAGUCGUCAGUUAAUGCCAGUAACCUGCACAUCAUCGCUGACCUGUAUGCAGAGGUCAUCGGAGUACUCACACAGUCAGAGUUCCACUCGGUCCGCCGAAGGUUCAUGUCAGAGUUGAAGGAGCUGAGGAGUAAGGAGCAGAACAUGCACAACACGCAGGGGGUCAUCGCCCUCAUCAUGGGCAUGAAGUUCUUCCGGGUCAAGUUGUUCCCAGUGGAGGAUCUAGAAGCCUCGUUCCAGUUCAUGCAGGAAUGUGGGAAGUACUUCCUGGAGGUGAAGGACAAGGACAUCAAACACGCCCUGGCUGGGCUCUUUGUGGAGAUCCUCGUGCCUGUGGCUGCCGCUGUGAAGAACGACGUGAUGCUGAAUCUGCCUGCCAUCAAGUGUUUUGUGGAGAUGUUAUAUCAGCACACCUUAGAGAUGUCCGGCAAGAAGAAACAUGCACUGGCCCUGUUUCCCCUGGUUACCUGUUUACUGUGUGUGAGUCAGAAGCAGUUCUUCCUCAACAACUGGCACUACUUCUUAUCCAACUGUCUGUCUCAUCUUAAGAAUCGUGACCCCAAGAUGUCUCGGGUGGCACUGGAGUCUCUGUACAGACUACUGUGGGUCUACAUGAUCAGAAUAAAGUGUGAGAGUAAUACCCAGACCCAGAGCCGUCUGCAGAACAUCGUAAACAGCCUGUUCCCAAAAGGUUCCCGCAACGUCGUCCCCCGUGACACGCCGCUCAACAUCUUCGUCAAGAUCAUCCAGUUCAUCGCACAGGAGAGAUUGGACUUCGCCAUGCGGGAGAUUGUGUUUGACCUUCUUUGUGUCGGACGACCUUCAAAACUGGCACUCUACCCAGAGAGGAUGAACAUUGGCCUGCGUGCAUUCCUGGUGAUUGCGGACAGUCUGGAACAGAAGGACGGCGAACCCCCGAUGCCGUCCACGGUUGGCGUACUCCCGUCCGGAAACACACUCCGCGUCAAGAAAACCUUCCUCAACAAAAUGUUGACGGACGACACCGCCAAGCAGAUUGGAAUCCAACAGUAUUACCCUGCCGUGCGGAAAUCGCUGGACGGGAUCCUACGCGCUCUCGACCUGCAAGUGGGCCGGUCCAUGUCCAUGACGAACGUUCAGUGUAUGAACAAGGAACCAGAAGAUAUGAUCACAGGGGAGCGAAAACCAAAGAUCGACCUAUUCCGGACGUGCGUGGCUGCGAUCCCGCGCCUGAUCCCGGAGGGGAUGAGCAAAGCGGAGCUGAUAGACAUGCUGUCGCGCCUGACCGUGCACAUGGACGAGGAACUGCGCAAUCUCGCCUUCACCGCGCUGCAGAACCUCGUGUUGGACUUCCCUGCAUGGAGGGAAGAUGUGCUGAAUGGUUUCAUUGCCUUUGUGCUGAAGGAGGUCCAUGACACCCACCCCCUGAUCCUGGACAGCUCACUACGCAUGCUGGUGCAGUUCCUGACACACUGGCGCACAGCGGACCAGGCGCUGUAUGACAGCAGGUUGUACGGCCCCCCUGAUCUGGCCCCCCACAUGCCGUUUGACCGCAGCCCCCACUCCAGGGUUCUCCACCGCGUGGAGGGGUUCGCUCUGGUCAUCCUGUGCAGCUGCCGACCCGUCACCAGGAAACUGGGCGUCAUCAUCCUGAAGGAGGUCCGCACACUGCUGGGGACAACAGGAAGGGCUAGUACAGAAGAUGAGACCUGUAUAGACGUGAUGGACAGAAUCUGCCCCGCAGUGGUGGAGACGUGUUUACCAUUCCUGGCAGCAGCAGAGAAGGCUGCUGUCCUUGCCACGCCCACCAUAGACCUUCAGUGGUUGGCCGACAGACAAGCGUGGAUCGGUGGUGUACAUGAUACGGUCGGGGAGCCCCACCCGAAGGUCGUGGUGCCCCCGCCAUGGAGCGCGUACGUGUACGACCCCUGGUCGCUGUGUCUCGCUGGGUUCCUGUGGUAUAAGAACCUCCCGCUGCACUGUCCCGCGGCGGUCAGCUAUGCCUGGCCGGACAGCUACUGCCGCCUCACAACGCUGUUCUCUCACAUCGACCCAAACAACCCAGCUAACCAGGGUGGGAGCCUGCGGGGCACCAAGAAGAUGCCGUGUGCGACGGACGAGUACAUCGGCCUGUGGCGGAACUAUCUCGUGUUCGCCUGCCGUAUCGCGCCGCCAAGCUGCGGGCUCGUGGCCAGGCCCGUGUCUCCGGACAUUCUCAGCGCCUCGCCGGACAGUCUGUCAUCAGAACGGGCAGAUAACAAGUUUGUGCCCCCCUCCCCCUCAGCCAGCCACCUCUUCAAGUUGCUGGUACCGCUGAUCCGGUCGGAGAGUGUUGAUGUACAGGGGGCCGUGGUGGCCGGGCUCGGGAGAACCAAUGCUCACGUCUUCAGAGAGUUGGUGGAGGAGAUGCAUUCCCUGAUGAAGGAGGCCCUGGAGAGGAAACAGGAGAACAUGCGGCGCCGGCGGAGGCGGGACUGUCUGCGGGUCCAGCUGGGCAGGAUCCUGGAGCUGGUCGCAGACAGCGGGGUGUUCUCAGACAGUUGUGCAGGCACACUUGACAAGGACAGUAACAUGCUGGUGCCCCUGUUUGUGGAGUAUAUGGACGGGAUGCGGAUGUUUCUGGAGUCGGAAGGCGACAAGGACUCGCCGACGCUGCAGGACAUCCGGCUGCACUUCAGCGGCUUCGUGCACAAGAUGAUCCGCUCUAUACCAGUGGACCAGCGACGCCCCCUGUUGACCCAGGAGCUGCGCUACAGCCUGUUUUUCCUGCUGGCAAACUGGUGUGGUCGGUUCGGAGUGACGUUCGGCGCUGUCGACAGCACGUUAUCCGGCCGUACGGAGGCAAACAAGGACCUCAAGCUGUCGUCUUUACAGAAACUGCCAGACGACCUUCCCCUGACAGCGACCUGGGCUCCUCCCGGCCGGUUCUGCAGUCUUGACGAGAGUCUUGAGGACUUUGGGAAGACGUCGUUCAAGGCAAUGUCAGCGGUGCUGUGCUCAGGGCCAGUUUUUGACAGCACGGCGCUGUCACAAGACGGGUACCUGUACAACUGGCUGGACUCCAUACUGGACUGUCAGGAUGACAGGGUUCACCAGCUGGGGAGGGAGACAGUUGUCCUUCUGUUGACCUUGAACCCAGAGGUGCCAACGGUGUUGAACUGGGCCGUGGACCGUUGUUACACGGGGUCACGACUGGUCGCUGCCGGCUGCUUCCACGCACUGGCAGCCGUACUUUGUGAAAGAGACUACCCAUGUGACAUGGUGUCUGUCCUGAACGUGACCCUGUUUAAGACCGGUGACCCCUGUAACGAGAUCAGGGACAUGGCGCUGCAGCUACUGCAGGUUCUGGAUAACCGCUUCUUCGGCGAGCCAGACAACCUAGAGGACCUGUCCGGCAGCACCGUGACCUUGACGGGGUCUCACCUCCCAGCGACCUUCACCAAGUCCCAGAUGUUUCUGUCCCAGGAGCUCUCCAGACAACACCCGGAGUUCACAAUACCCAUGUUCUCAGAGAUCAGCCAUCGCCUCCACCGCGCACACCCCGAGGGUCGACAGGUCAUGAUGGAGUACCUGUUGCCAUGGCUACAGAACCUGGAGCUGGUGGACGAGUCCUUCUCGCCGGCGUCAACGGUGUCGAGCCAGGAUCGGCGCGGUGACCGGGUGCUGCGUGGGGAGGGGUGGGGGUCGGUGCAGGCCACCAACAUGAUCCUCAACAACCUGCUCUACAUCACUGCUAAGUACGGGGAUGAGCACCCACGUGCUGUGGAACAGUUCUGGGCGACGAUGGUCCAUCACUGGCCCAACAACCUGCAUGUCAUCCUGGAGUAUCUCAUCAACAUGGCAGGGAUCACCACACAGCCCGACCUGCUGCCAUAUGUGAAGCGAGCGGUGAUCUACCUGUGUCGUGCCAAACCAGACCAGAUGGUGGAGGAGCUGAUGAAUGAGCUACAGUCGGUAGAGAUUGUGAAUGCCGUGGCAGAGAGAAUAGCAGAGCCGCCGUACUAUCGCCUGAGCUGCAGCCGUAAGACGUCGUCAGCGAGCACGGGUUCUGCAGGCAUGGAGAGCCCCGGAGAGCUGCCACACGGAGAGCUGGCUACGGAGAGAGACACGCCGAGUCGGCGCUUUUCUUCCCACUCUAUGCACAAAGCUGAGGAGGCUACAGGUGUGAGCAGAUCGGAUUCGGUGAGCUCUCACCGCAGCACAGCGUCCCAGGGUUCCAUAUCCUCCUGCAUGUCCGCAGCUUCCCAUGAGGCAAUGAUGCGGCAGCAGCCAGCAGCAGCGGAGUCUGACAGGAGUAAGGAACAAGUAGGGAACCUGUACGCCCAGUGGAAGUCCCUGUUUGAUGGCGGUGGCGGCCCCCUGCCCCUCCCCAUGCCUGAGAACGGUGGGUACUACUGUCCGCUGUCCGAGUACCUGCGGGAAUCGGCUACAGCACCGGUUGGACUCAGCAGGUGUAACCUGGGUGUUGUGCUGCUGGCUGAGCUGGUGUUGGACAGAGUCCAGGUGGAGUGGACGAUCCACUUACCUCUCAUGCUGCACACACUGUUCCUGGGAUUAGACCAUUCCCGCACCAUGGUGCAUGAGCACUGUAAGAAGCUGCUGCUGAACCUGCUCAUUGUGCUGUCCUCCCACAACGACUACCUGUGCGUGGCACGGACCCUGCUGACCAAUCGCAUCCUCAGCCAGCUGCACUGUCUCUCCGUCCUGCCACCGCUGGCCAAGGACUACAACUUCAUAGCCGACCCACGGGUGGGUGACUCCACCCUCCCCACGCCGGCGUCAGACUCGGGCAUGAGCAGCAGCAGCCCGUCCUCCAGCGUGAUCAGCGGCCGCAGCGCCACGCCCCCGCCCCCCGCCGACUCCAACAUGGUGGACGUCAACACCCUCUCCGAGGUGGAUGAGAGUGCCAAAGCUCUCAUUGAAUUCAUCACCACAAGGUCGUGCCGGCCCCUGUGGUGCUACGAGGACCUGACGUCGCGCCAGUUCACCAUCCGCAGUGCCGAGCAGAUGUGCACGUUCCUGCGCCACGUUGUGCGCAUCUUCAGCGAAUCGCUGCCCGGCUCUCACCUGCAGGAGCGCUGGGGUCAGAUCGCGCUCCAUAUGGCGCUGUCAUGCUCCUCACGACACUACGCUGGCAGGUCCUUCCAGAUGUUCCGAGCACUCCAAGUCUCCGUGACCUCUAACCUCCUGUGCGACAUCCUGGCGCGGUUGGUCGAGACCGUCGCCGACCCCGGCGAGGACAUGCAGGGCUACGUCACCGAGAUCCUCCUGACUCUGGAGUCCCUUCUUGACAAGAUCGCCCCGGAAACGGCCCCGCCCGACUACGCCGGUCACGACCGCAUGCGCGCCAGUUCGGAGUCGAUCUCUAGUCUACACUCGACACCAAACCUGCACCGCACCAGCAUGUGCAGCAUCCCGGGGCGGCCAAACAGUGCCGCCUACACACACCACCGCUCCGCGUCCAUGUCAAAGGUCAAGCUGCACCUCGCAUCACCCAUUGAAAAGACAGACCACCACAGCAACCGUAUGCUGGUGGAGACGCGUACGCAGAGCUACAACACGCUGCCGCGGUCCCGCAGCACACAGUCCAUGAAGUCCGCCGCGGAGAAGUUCGACACGAGACACAACCUGCUGAGUCAGCUGUUCUGGGUGUGCGUGUCGCUGCUGGAGUCGGAUUACGACCACGAGUUCCUGCUGGCGCUCAAGCUCAUGGACAGGCUGCUGAAUGAGCUGCCCCUGGACAGGUCGGACUGUGUGGACGAGGUCAACAGGGUCAGGAACAAACUCAAGUGGUCCAACUUCCCCGGCAUGCAGAUGCUGCUGUUCAAGGGUUUCACCUCCCCACUGACCACGGAGCUGACUCUCCAGAUGGUGGCCAAACUGACCGUGUUCUCCACCCUGCCGGUCGUUGACCCCUCCGAGGCAGCAGGUUUUCCCCUGAAUGUCCUCGCCCUGAUGCCAUACCUGAUAAAUCACUACGACAGUCCGGACAAGUUCUGUACGGAGUGUGCUGAGAACAUUGCAGAGGUGUGUUUAGAGAAGAGUAAGAAGCUGCACAACCUUGCCCACAUCAUGAGCCUGUACAGUAACCACACCUUCGGGAAGCCGUGUAAGUCGUGGGUGUCGGCCGUCUGUAAGUACCUCCACGACGCCUACUCCGACAUCAGCCUCACCCUGCUCACCUUCCUGGUGGAGGUCCUGGAGAAGGGUAUGAUGGGUACCCAGCAGGCCGUGCUGCAGCUGCUCUACAGCCUGCUGCACCAGGUGGACCUCGGCACCGCCCCCAUCCACCAGAUGAACGCAGACCUCCUGCGCAUCAUUGCGAAAUACGUACAGAGUAACCACUGGCAGGAGUCGCUGAAUAUCCUGAAGCUUGCAGUUCAAAGGUCGUCUACGCUGGUUAGUCCCGAGGACAUUCCGGAGCUCAAGGACAUCAAGGAGAGUUCGCUGUCCCUUACCGACAUCGACGUGUGUCCCGUCAAGCGAGACCUGCCGGGUCCCACACUGGAGUUCCGCUUCGAUGUCUCACAGACACCGAUUAUCGGUCGGCGUGGCCAGACCCCUCAAGCACAGCCCGACGUCGUGGAAAUCACAAUAGAGGAUGGUGCUGACAGUGCAGACGAAGACACCAAGGCGGCGCACGACAGCGGUGAUAGCUCCAGCCAACGGCAGUCCUCGUCCAACACGUCAACCCUGUCGUCAGCCAGCACCGCGGUCGGGCACGGGUCCUGCAUGAUUCCCGUCUGCUGGAAAAAGCCUCACCUGUCACAGAGGAGAACAAGAGAGCGUCUUGUCAACGUGCUGUCCAACUGUGGCCAAAAUGUUGGGCUGCCCAAGAGUCCAUCAGUGAUCUUCAGCUCCAGCAGCGACCUGGCCCUGGACCGACAGACCAGUAUGUACUCCUCCAGCGACGAGGUGUCCCCACCCGACCUGUUGCCUAGCGACAACAAGAUGGAGGAAGGCACGAGCGGCGAGAGCGGACAGCACUUCAUCUUCAAGGACUUUGACUUCCUGGAUGCUGAGCUGGAAGAGGCUGAGUCGGAAGGCCUGGACAACUUUAACUGGGGUGUGCGUCGACGGUCGCUCGACAGCGUGGAAAACGGCGAUGGUUCACUGCAGGGGUGUCAGCUGUCAGGGAGCGUUCCCAGCCUCGCCUCCGCAGACAUGAAGGACGAGUCUUCUGAUGACGAGAGUAUCUCCCCCAGUGAAGAGGCCUUACCAGCUACGAUAGAUAACCUGCCCAGCGCCUCCACAGAGCACAAGCCGCACCACCCCGCCAACAUGGCCGACACCGCUGACGGAACCGACGACCAGCUGCCGUCCGAGCCAAUCAGCAUGGAGGUGCACAAGGACCAGUCCAGUGCCCUCUCCAUUUCAAGUGUGUGUAGCGAGGGUGACGGCGCCGACACGAGUCCCGGCACGUCUCCGCAUUUCUCAUCGCUGACAUCCGAGUUCCUGCCGAUCUCCAUGGACGAGAUCGAGGAAGUGUGGCUAACCCACGUGGGACUGAUUCUGUCAGACAACAACGGCACGUGUGCUGUCAACACCUUCCAGCUGUUCGCAAGACUCUACAGGAUCACCAGGAGAAGGUUCUAUAACCUGACCAGGGAGUGUUGUAACUACCUGGGGGACAAACUCCGAGGCAUCGCCUCACAGUUCCUGAAUAUGUUGGAGUUGCUGGUGUCACAGGCAGAGUGUCCGCACAUCUUCACAGACACAGAAACAAUCCUGUCCUGUAAGUUACUGGAGAGACACAAGUUUGCUGUGCUGGAGAUACAGGAGCACUACGACACCUACAUCUGCAAGAGGGACGCCACUGUGGAGUGUCUUGACAAGAUCAAGGAGUCAUUGAAAAGACAGUCUCUUGGAGAGGAGGCUGGAGGCAAUGGAGAACAGCAGCAAAUCGAGCUGUGUCGGCACCUGUACAAGCUGCACUUCCAGCUGCUGCUGCUGUUCCAGAGCUACUCCAAGCUGGUCAAACUGCUGUCCACGGCCGCAAAUGCACCACAGGUGACGGACUACUCCCGUGACGCGACAGACCUGAAGGCGCGGCUCCAUCAGGCGAUCUACGACGUGGACAACGGGAGCGUGCUGCCGCUGGGACAGGUGGACACCGUGUCGCUGUCUCGCCAGGUGGCGGAGGACAGCCUGCUGGAGAACCUGAAGAACGGACAACUCACCACCUGUGUGCAGCUCAUCAGGGCAUUCAGAUCCAUGUGGCCCAACCUGGUGUUUGGUUCUGCAGAUGAGGAUGACAUGGAGUAUCUGUUGGCACUGUUCUGUAAACAUGUGGCCGACAAUAAAACAGGUGUCCUUGUGAUGACCCGAGCAGAUACCGACCUCUCCGGCGUCUGCCAUCGGCUGAUGGAGGUCAACAUCCAGCUGCUGUCCUCCCUGAAGUUACUGGAACUCCCCCCAAAGUCUCCCCAGUCCUCCCCUUCAAGUCCAUCCCCUACUACCAACCUUUAGCAGUUACUGUAAUGUUUAAAGUGUUUAAAUUAGGGCUGUCUCCAGGAUCCGUCUCUUCCCGCCAU